AUGAAUGGAGAUGAUAAAGAAAAUGAGGAAACUGAGGUGAAGAAAUAUUUAACGGAACGAUGUUCUGACAGAAAAGUACAACGUUAUGAUGAUGAAGUAAUCGCGUGUGAAGUUAGCGAUUUUGUUCGCGAAGUAGUCGAAGCUGUCGCCUACACUGUCGAGCGUUUGAAAACUUCGUCCAGACGUGGAAAACAUGCCCUUGAUGAGAUAAUUGAAAUAAGUGAUACAGACUCUAUUAAUGGAAAUCCUCGCAAGAAAGAGGCACAUGGACCUGUGCGUCGAUAUCGAAAAGUAACAGUAAAGCAGUUCGCUGAACAAGAAAAAAGGAUGAGAGAACGGAGAAGGAUUGCUGCAGAGAAAAUGAAAAAUCGCGAAGCUGCUAUAGAAGGAGAAAAUUUGAAAAAAGAAGCGCAGAAGGAAAGAGAGAGGCGGAAAAGAGAACAAGAAGAAUGGAAAGAAAAGAAGCAUAAGGAGAAUCUGCAGAAAAGGGAACUUAGAAAAAAAGAAAAAGAAGAGAAAAAAGAGCGAAAAAGAUUGGAAGAGGAAAUCAGAAAACAAAAGAAGGAAAAAGAAGAAGAAGAGCGUAAAAGAAGGCGAAGAAACGAAGAAGAAAGACGUGAAAAGAAGAGGAGAAAAGAGGAGGCGCUGGAACUUAAAAAGAAACGUCAAUCGGAUCGUUUCCUUUCGUUUUUUGACAAGAGAAGAAAGACAGGAAGAGAGUCUGAAGCAGUACAAACAUCAUCAGUGCUUAAUAUCUUACCGUUUUUUUGCAAACAAGGAGUGUCACUUGCACCAGUGUUUCGACGCAAGCCGUUGUCGAAAGAAGUUCAUGAUAGUCUGCUAGUGGAAAUACAGCCAGUCGAAAGGCUAUAUCUAUCAACGAUUAAACCUCGCGCAGUUGAGAAAGUAAAGCUAAAUCGAUCCAAACUAUUUCAAUUUCAUGAUAACUUGAGGCCUCCUUAUUACGGAACAUGGAGGAAAAAAAGCGGUGUUAUAACAGGCAGGAAACCUUUCGCCAAAGACACAGAGUUAUUAGACUAUGAAGUGGAUUCAGACGAGGAGUGGGAAAUUCCAGAAGGUGAUGACUGCGAUGAAAGUACAAUGAGUGAAGAAGAGGAGGAUUCUGAUCAAUCAAGCGACAGUGAUGGUUUCAUAGUACAGCAUGGAUAUCUGUCGGAAGGUGAAGGUGAAGAUGAACAAGAUCGUCUUGAACGUCGUGAAGACACUUAUAAACGUGCAGAACGUCUCCAGGCUGUGGCAAAUGAAUGGAAGCGUAGUCUUGAACAAAAAUCGAAGAAGUUUAACAAACCCUUAAUUCCAAUUUUAUGGGGACCACACUUUAAACUACCGACGAAAGAUGUUCCUAAGGAAGUAGAAGAAGCGGCGUUUUUCGAAUAUUCGGAUGAUAGUGAUGUUAUUGAGGAUUACUACGAUGAUAAUGAUGGUGAUGGCAGUAGUGAUAGUUGUCGUGAUGACAUCUAUAUCGAAGAUUGA
This is a messenger RNA of Cercopithifilaria johnstoni, 1494 nucleotides long. The record is from the annotation of a GenBank genome assembly. Lineage: Eukaryota; Metazoa; Nematoda; Chromadorea; Rhabditida; Onchocercidae.